This is a messenger RNA of Ilex paraguariensis (yerba mate), 681 nucleotides long. NCBI's taxonomy places the organism in Eukaryota, Viridiplantae, Streptophyta, Magnoliopsida, Aquifoliales, Aquifoliaceae. The record is from the annotation of a GenBank genome assembly.
AUGGGGUUGGAUGAUAUUAUGAUUAAUGUGGAUGUGCAGGUGCUGCUUGGGGUGCUGGGCAGUGUGCCUCUGGUGUCACUUGUUGUGCUUCUCCGUCCUUUUGGUUGUGGUCAUUGGCUUGAGUUAGGUGCUUCUAUGCUGUCAGUCUGCUGCUAUGUGGUUGUGUGCUAUGGUGCAAGUGCUUUGAUGUGGUUUAGGGGUCAUGCUGGAUUGGGAGGUGUUAUCGAUGUUGUGGAGGUGCAUGUGCUGCUUGGUGUUCUGGGCAGUUUUAAACGGCUUUCUAGGUUCAGUAUCAGUUUGGAUGCAGUGUGUGAUGUGCUUCUAGGCUGCUGGUUCUGGCUUGGUGUUGCAUUGUUCUGUUUUGACUGGAAUGGUGUUGUAUUGUUCUGUUAUGCUACAGGGCUUCUUUUUCUCCUUUGUGUUGUGUUGUGCACUGUUUACAUGACUGUUCACGUGAACAGUCUGCCUGCUGAUGUUAAUGGAUUUUCAACGACUCUCCUCAGCUGCUGGCUCUUAGCUACUGCUUCCCUGCUGGACUUCAGCUUUAUCUCAUGGUUUUUGGUGCUUUCAGCUGGUCCUGCUUGCUGUCUUUGUUGGACAGUCACUGCAAUGUUCAUUUAUGGUGCCCGAAUCAGCCCAGCAAAUGAAUUGGAACUUUUACGUUAUUGUUUUGGUGAGUGA